Miscanthus lutarioriparius is the source of this 1362-nucleotide messenger RNA. Lineage: Eukaryota; Viridiplantae; Streptophyta; Magnoliopsida; Poales; Poaceae. The record is from the annotation of a GenBank genome assembly.
AUGCCUUGCACAUUCUCUACACAGAAGAGGGCUCAUCUUGCCCAUCAGGCGCCGCCGGCGGCUGCGACGUCCUAUUGGUCGUCCUCGUUUCCGAAAGACGUCACCAUCAAGCUGGCCGAGCGCCUUGUGACCGACAACGACAUCGACUGCUACAUGGCUUUCCGCGCCGUCUGCCACAACUGGCGCACUGAGACCACCAACCAACCUGGGAAGGUGGACGAUCCCACCGACCCCACCCGCUUCCAGCCAACCAAGUGGGCACUGCUCGACAAGCAGGAUGACCGCGUCACGUUCGUGGAUGUCGACGCCGGCCGGUUCCUCCGCAUGAGCAUCCCGAUCCUCCGCAGCUACCUCUUCGUCGGCGCCACGAGCGGCGGCCUCAUCCUCCUCGGGGAGAAAGAGGAGCCCCACCGGGCUUGUCUGCUCAACCCCUUCACGGGCGCCAUCGCCCACUUCAAGGUGAGAGCACCCGCGGAAGGGGUGAUGGCGGUCGCGGUGACCACGAAGCCGCUGAUGGUCUUCGUCUCCCUAGAGGAUGGUGACAUCAUAUGGGCGGACCAGAGUAGCGAGCACUUCAAGCGCUAUAACCUGAUGGACUCUGACAAGCCUACACUGAUAGCUGCCUUCGACGGCGAUGUGUACGCCAGCGAUCCGGACGGCGCGAUUUUCAUGUCGAUUAUUGAUGAUGUCCCUGAUGGGGAAAAAUGCCGGUCUGCGGCGAUAAUCUGGAUGGGCGCCACCAUUCCUAGCCCUAACAACAAUGCUAGUCCCGACGCAAGUCCUGAAGCAGAUCCAGGGAGUAAAGGCAGAUAUUAUCUGGUGCAAUCUGGGGGAGAUCUGCUGCUCGUGACCAGGCCAUUGGAUUGUGUUGCUGAUCAGCCUUUGGUUCAUAGGGUGGACACCAAACGGAAUGUGCUUGAGCCGGUCAAUAGCAUCGGCAGUCGUGCCAUCUUCGUCAGCCAUGUCAGGUGCAUCUCCAUCAACGCCGACAAGUUCCGGGGCAUCAAAGGUGGCUGCAUCUACUUUGUGGAACCGCCGAUCCUAGCUCAAGACGAUUACGCACCUUCAACAAUCACCACUUAUCAAGUUGCUGCCGGGCCGCAAGCUGGUCUUAUCAUGUUUGAGGAAGGUAUCCUUGAAGGCUGCUUCCGUCCGUUCACAAUCACCCAAGUCUUUGCAGAUUACUGCAGGUCUGUCCACUACCAUGAACUCUACCAACUGAUCUUCAGUGACUGGGAUUGGGACUUCACCGACUCCGAAUCUGACGAAACAUCAUCCUAUGGAUCUGAUUACGAAGCAGCAUUAUGGGAACUUGAAGAGGCAGCUGAAUUCUUGGGAAUUAAUUAUGAAGCUGAGGAGUGA